UGUAUUUAGCUUUGAUUCAGACUGACGCUCAGACAGUCAGCAGCAAGACAUCAUGGAGGUUACAGCUCUCUGCUUCAGACUGAUGAUGAAUGUGUUGAUGCUGCUGGUUGCACAUGUUCAGCAAAGUUAUUCUAAGCCACCUGAUGCAGCUUUUUGUAUCGUUCCAAACCGACUGCAGCUCUUUGAAUACGGGUCUGUCUAUUUUACCUGUGAGGGGGUCAAUGCCUCAGCUGGUUGGAAAGUGAGGAACAUCAACCGAUCCUUUCCAAAAUGUUCAAAUAGCACAGUGGCGUCAACUGUGAUCUGCACCAUUGACUUUGCCUUUGCAUCAGACAGUGGAGAAUACUGGUGUGAAGGUGGAAGAGGAGAGAGAAGCAACACUGUCAACAUCACUGUCACUGCUGGUUCAGUGAUCCUGGAGAGUCCCGUCCUCCCUGUGAUGGAGGGAGACGAUGUGACUCUGAGCUGCAGGAACAAGAAGACUUCCUCGGACCUCACAGCUGAUUUCUAUAAAGAUGGCCGCCUCAUCAGGAGCAGCUCUACAGGAAACAUGACCAUCCACAGUGUUUCAAAAUCUGAUGAAGGACUCUACAAGUGUAACAUCUCUGGAGCCGGAGGAUCACCACAGAGCUGGCUGGCUAUCAGAGAAGAGAAGUAUAUUGGCCCAGUGAACCAAUGUGAGAACUCAAACACACAAUGCGCAGACAACACAGAAUCUGACAAAGACAUUAAUUUUUCCCGGCAUUACUACAUUCUGCUUUGGACCGUUGUCACUGUCGUAUUGUUCCUGCAGCUGCUGGUGAUGGGACUACUUUACUGGAAGAAACAGCUAGUCUUAUUAGAGGCAAAGCUGAAUGAUCCAAACAAGGACCUGUAUACUGUCAUCAAAAAAUACAAGAAGAAGAAGAAGAAGAAAGAUCAGGAUGAACCUUUUCCUCAAUCUUUUAACUCCACGUUCGCUGUCAAUGACACUUCGGCAGCUCUCCAAAAUGAACCAGGAGUAUCCAGCUUCACAGUGACCGCGGACCUACCGACUGAUGAGGAUGCCGAAUAUGAAUUCAUCCAGGAGAUCGAUGAGGAAGAGACACCUAACUGAAGGAGAUGGAGGACUGAUUACAUCAUGCUACAUGUACACCUUUAUCAAAUAGAAGUUUAUUCAAGUGUGCUAUUAGUAUACUUAUUUUAAACUUAAAAUAAGAGCGUUUACUUUCAGUUUACCUUUAAUGUACUUAUCAGAGAUAUACUUCAGUGUUAAGAUUCUGUUUUGCUUUAUGUUGUUUUUUGUGUUUGCUCUCCCCCUCCUGUUCUCUCUUUUCCUCCUGGCAGGGCAUGUGUGUGGCAGGAGGCGUGGCUGGCUCCUCCCAGGGCAGCAACGAGGCACACCGGGUCUUCAUUCAGAUAAUCAACCCCUCCAUAAAAGCCCAGUCUUCACUCCACUACUUCGCCAGAUAAUUCCGUCUCGUUCGGUUUCCUGUGUGCCUUGUUGCUGCUCAGCUUCCGUGUUCUCCGGUGGCUGAGAUAUUCCAUGUGCUCAGGCCUGGUGUUCAUUCUCUCCUCGCCACGGGCCUGCCAGUUCCCUGCCAGCUCCCUGCCAGCUCCCUGCCAGCUCCCUGCCAGUUCCCUGCCAGCUCCCUGCCAGCUCCCUGCCACCCUGCCUGCGUUUUUACUUCCCGGUUGGAAAAUAAACUCUGUUUUAAUUUUUACGUACCUGAGUCCGUCUCUGCUUCUGGGGUCCAAACAAAACUAAAACCUAACACUUAGCUAUUAUAAAAGAGUGUGAGAGUUUGUAAACUGAUGUUUUGAUAUUAAUUUACUUUGAUUCAUCAAGAAUUUUCUACGUUUUUGGAUUCUCCGUUCACCGCGGAGGAAUGAGAGAAUUUUUUUUUUUAUCAUAACAAAACAUCCAGUCAAAUAUCAAAAGGAGCAAGUCUCUUAAUGUAAUACAUAAAUCAUUAGCUAAAAGUUCUAUAAGUUAAAGUAUACAAAGUGUACUUUCAUAAACUAAAAAGUG
Molecule: messenger RNA, 2011 nt
Organism: Sebastes umbrosus (honeycomb rockfish)
Lineage: Eukaryota; Metazoa; Chordata; Actinopteri; Perciformes; Sebastidae
Product: low affinity immunoglobulin gamma Fc region receptor II-a-like
Exons: 11
Coding region: 53-1096 (347 amino acids)
Biological process (GO): cell surface receptor signaling pathway
Molecular function (GO): transmembrane signaling receptor activity
Source: RefSeq, a predicted model, not a curated record